This is a messenger RNA of Diaporthe citri, 825 nucleotides long. RefSeq lists its product as uncharacterized. The transcript is spliced from 3 exons. Bases 1 to 825 code for a protein of 274 amino acids. NCBI's taxonomy places the organism in Eukaryota, Fungi, Ascomycota, Sordariomycetes, Diaporthales, Diaporthaceae. The record is from RefSeq and is a predicted model, not a curated record.
AUGGAAGCUGGGUGGGCGUACCCUGCCUUGAACUUGGCAGUGACUCUCUGCAAUAUCCUGCAAGUGGCCUGGGGCUCGAAGCCAUAUGUCGAUGACCUGGCCCCAGACUCAGCGAUAUUGAUGAUGAUGAUGAACGACGACUUCCGCGUCUACGCUUACGACCUACGUUUAUGGUCGUUCUUUAAGACUGUCCCUAUGACUGGCCUGAAUAGGCUGGUGGUUGAUAAGGUGUCUGCUACACUUGGUUUCGGGAAUGAAGAAAUGUCUUUCAUGGAUGCAGACCACAGGAAUGUCUGUAAAUUUAGGAAUCAGCAGGAUCCAAAUUACCGAAAGCUCCGCAACAGCCUAUGCAGUGCAAUCGACAUGAUGAAGACAGACUCAGCCCUACCUCGAGAAAUGGAUCACGCAGGCCGAGCCACCAGCCGCUCAAAGCCACGGAGUUUCCUGCUGUCAACUGACAUGGAUUCCCUCGAAGACGACCUCGCAACACUGGAAGAGCUCAAAACCACCGUUUCGUUCAUGGGCAGCUCGCAUCACAACUACCUGAGGGGCUUCGACCCACGCCUGUAUGUCAAUACGAUACUUGACGAGAUGGCUUACAAAGAUGCGGCUAAACUCGUGGAGAGAAUUCUUGCGAAAGCCAACGGCUCAAUUUUGUGGACACGUCUCGUUGUCCAAGAUCUAGAAAUGGUCUUCACGGAAGAAGAGGUGGACGGAAUACUCAACGACAUCCCUGAUGACCUGUUUUCUGUCUAUGAGCGCAUCCUGCGAAGUAUCGAGAGCGACCGACGGCGGGCAAGACUCGCGAAAUCGAUAUUGACAUGA